Myotis davidii is the source of this 2290-nucleotide messenger RNA. RefSeq names its product gap junction beta-4 protein. The transcript has a single exon. NCBI's taxonomy places the organism in Eukaryota, Metazoa, Chordata, Mammalia, Chiroptera, Vespertilionidae. Gene Ontology annotation, biological process: cell communication. Bases 155 to 958 code for a protein of 267 amino acids. Gene Ontology annotation, molecular function: gap junction channel activity. Gene Ontology annotation, cellular component: connexin complex. The record is from RefSeq and is a predicted model, not a curated record.
CCCGCCAAGUCAUUGCGAGUGAGGACAUGAUGACACAGUGGUUGUGAAACAGUUUGGCCGAUCACAUCUCUAAUAAAGGGCACCCAUUUCCAGGUUCUCCCCGGCCUGCGCGGGUGCACGCAGGUGUGCACCGUCCGCCUGAGGAACCACCAGCAUGAACUGGGCAUCCCUGCAGGGCCUCCUGAGUGGGGUCAACAAGUACUCCACGGCGCUCGGCCGCAUCUGGCUGUCGGUGGUGUUCAUCUUCCGGGUGCUGGUGUUCGUGGUGGCGGCGGAGGACGUGUGGGACGAUGAGCAGAAGGACUUCGUCUGCAACACCAAGCAGCCGGGCUGCCCAAACGUCUGCUAUGACGAGUUCUUCCCCGUGUCCCACGUGCGCCUCUGGGCCCUGCAGCUCAUCCUGGUCACGUGCCCCUCGCUGCUGGUGGUCAUGCACGUGGCCUACCGGGAGGAGCGGGAGCGGAGGCACCGCCUGAAGCACGGGCCCAACGCCCCGUCCCUGUAUGACAAUCCAAGCAAGAAGCGGGGUGGGCUCUGGUGGACGUACUUGCUGAGCCUCAUCUUCAAGGCCGCCGUGGACUCCGGCUUCCUCUACACCUUCCACCGCCUCUACCAGGGGCAUUACGACAUGCCCCGCGUGGUGGCCUGCUCCCAGGCGCCCUGCCCCCACACUGUGGACUGCUACAUCUCCCGACCCACGGAGAAGAGGGUCUUCACCUACUUCAUGGUGGCCACAGCUGUCAUCUGCAUCCUGCUCAACCUCAGUGAGGUCGCCUACCUGGUGGGCAAGAGGUGCCUGGAGAUCGUGGGCCCCAGGCGCCAUCGGUCUCGGCGCCGGAGUCGCCUGCAUGAUUCGUGCCCCCCAUAUGCCCUCUCCCAGGGAGAUCACCCCCAAGAUGGGAACUCUGUCCUCAUGAAGGCCAGCUCGGCCGAGGUGGAUGCAGGUGGGUAUCCGUAACCUGUGAGGUUGGCAACUGGGACCGCCAUGUCCCCCACCUGCUCCCUGAGGCCACACAGGGCAGUGGCACUUUCUGCAGCAAGGCAUGCGAGGAAGGGGACUGUGGGGCUCCGGAAGCCCACCCGGAGGCCAGUACUGGGGAGCAGUUCUGUCUCAGGGUCCUGAUCCCCAGGGGAAGAAGGUUUAAUGGUAGGCAUUUUAUAUAUGGCAAUAGGGGAUGUCAAAACCCUUAAUAAAUAUGAUUUUCUCAGUACCUUGCAGACCAGGUGGGGAGUGAUGGGUAGAAGAGCAGGGGGGUCAGAAGGACCUUGGAGAGGAGGCCAGGACCACUCAUGGGCACCUGAGCCUGGGAACCUCAGAUCCUGGUUCAGCCACCACCCACCACACACACACACACACACACACACACACACACACACACAGUGUGCCCCCAGGACAUGGUGGGGAAUACCCAAAGGCAGAGACUUUUCCAGGGGUUUCUGGACUCUGCAACCAGCUGGCAAGGCAGGAGAGGGACCCCCGGAGACUCUGUGCCCAGCAUAAGUCGGUUCUCGGUGAGCGUUCCUCAGAUGAAUGCAUGAUGCUCAGGAGGCUGCUGCCUCCCCAUCCGGCCUCCCUGACUCUCCCCAGCACAGGCCCCGGGUGGGGGAGUCCCCUCUGAGGGGAGGAGGGAAGGCCUAGUGGAGAUGGAUGGUGCUGAGAGCAAGUCCCGGAUGAGUGUCUGCCAGGGUGUCGAGGAGGCAUAUCCCCACAGGCCAGGAGCCCAUUGAGAGCGUCCAAGCCAAAGGGUCCCUCACGGAUCCUCCAGUCUGAGGAAUUUUCCUUCUUUUUCCUGGAUACACAUUCCCUCAUUCUCCUCCACCCCCACCUCACCACUCAGACCUUGGCAAACUCCCAAAAUCCCACCUCCAGCUGGACCCGCCUGAGUCCCAGAGCGCCCACCAACCGCGCACAGGACGACCCUCCUGGAGGCCCCCAGGCAUCUCCCCUCAGCAGCUCCCAAACCUGCCCUCCUCGUAGAUCACUCCCCACCCCGUGAAGGGCACUGCCCGUUGUCCAAGCCAGGAGCUGGCCUGCCAUCGUCAUCCCCUCCCAUCUCCCAGCCCCUCACACCCCACAUCCCAGUGCAGCACCAAAUCCCACUAUUGCAGCCCCUGCAAUGCCUCCUGAGUCUGCGCCUCCUUUCCCAUCCCACAGUGGUAACAUCUCACUGGGCCCCUCCCCUCUGCCCUCCACUAUAAGGACAGAGUGGUUUUUCUAUAUAGGAAUCUGACCAUGUUGUUCCUUCUGCAUUAAAAAUUCUAGGGUGAUGCCCUAACUGGUUUGGCUCAG